Helicoverpa armigera (cotton bollworm) is the source of this 7061-nucleotide messenger RNA. RefSeq names its product serine-rich adhesin for platelets. Lineage: Eukaryota; Metazoa; Arthropoda; Insecta; Lepidoptera; Noctuidae. The coding region runs from base 510 to 4955 and encodes 1481 amino acids. Gene Ontology annotation, cellular component: nucleus. The record is from RefSeq and is a predicted model, not a curated record. The transcript is spliced from 8 exons.
GUUCGUUCGACCGACCGACCGACAGAUAUUCGACAAGUAAGAUGGCGGCGAUUAAUGUGAAAGGCGAAACGUUGUCGUAUUUCCACUUGUAAAUAAAGUUAUUGGUUUGUUAAAAUAUUAAUGUCAAUAGAACGACAGCAAACGAUUUGAUAUUGUAUAGUGUAAAACACAAAGUGAUCUGUUGAGUACAACCUAUGACUUGAACUGCUUUUCAUUUCACAAUAGACAAAACCCGUCGCAGCGAGCACUCGACUAGUCGAGGCCAUAUUUAUGAUGUUAUCUGUUGUGUGAGCGUCCUCCGAAACCACAUUGAUAAAUGGUUGUGGAAAACCAAGGCGAUGGAGUGUUUUCUCUGUAUGAAGAAUAUGUAACAGCAACAUGAGUUCCAGUGUUCCAAAAUAGUGAUAGUAACCAUACAUACAAUUGACUGUGUUACAAACUAUGGAUGAAAGUGUGGACUUCUAUUGACAUAUUACAUACAUUGACAUUUGAGCAUCACGGAGGUGGUAAUGGAUCCAGUAGGACCAUGGUCAGCAUAUUCAUACAAUCGGUUAGCAGGGGUUCAGGCCGGUGCUGCAAGUGGGGAUUUUCAUCACCACCUAGCAAGUGGUGGCUCUGGAUUAGGCAGCCAAUCAGUGCCAUCAACUACAAGUCAGUUGCUUCUGCAAGCAGCGCAUACUACAGCAUCAUUAGCAGGACAACUUGGCUCAUCAACUGCUUCACCCUUCAACCCUGCAGGAUUUUUAUCUCCCCCAGCUGUUGGGUAUGACGCAGUGUUUUCACCACUAUUUCAUCAUGCAAAUCCCAAACCUGCACACUACAGUUCUUCUCUUCAAGCUCAGCAUCGCCAAGUUAUAGCUCAAGCUCAGGCUGCUGUAGCAUCCAAACAAUCUUCAGUGGAAUCAGAAUUGUCUACUUUAAGAGAAAAUUAUUCGCAUCAAACAUUGGCAGCACAAGGGACAUCUUUCUUUGACCAAUCAUCAACCCCAGGCAGCACUGCAGGACUGAGUUGGCAAGGAAACAAUCAACUACCUAGCCCGUUUGGGAUUCUGCCUCAUGAGAGUGUUGUGCCCUCAUCCCCAAGUCCUGCAACAACGAAAGCAUCGGCAACAUAUGAGAACUUUAAUGCACAUUUUGCAGCAGCACAAACAUUAAAUAAUCAUUUGAACUCUCAAAUUUCAAGUGCUGGUAAACAAACAAACAGAUCUGGUUCACCGGCCACUGCAUCAAAACAACCAGCAACUUCAACAUCAUCAACGUUUUUUCAAUCUCCAUCAUCUUUUGGAAAUCAGACUGAUAAUUCGUAUAGUACAAGCAGUGCAAAGAGUGGUCAACUCUCAUCACAACAGGAUUAUGCAGGAAGUAAGUCCUAUUCAAGUUCUGCAAGUUCAACUUCUCAUUCCCAGCAAUCGUGUAUAGUGUCAACUCCACCAGUCACUUCUUCCUCAACUCCUCCCAGUAAAGAGUACAGAUCAUCUUCCAGUACGUCCUCUAGGCCAUCAGCCUCCAUUUAUAAUUCUCAGUCGCCUAAAAAUACAAGUAGUGAUAAAUCUCCUAGACAAAUCACAAAUAGUAUAAGUAAUUUUGUAUCCCCUUCAGUUAAAGCGCCACAAGUACAGACAAAAGCUCAAAGUAAAAUUUACCCAGAAAUAAGCAAUGAACAAAGGAAAAGUUGUGAUUCUAAUGAAAAGGUUCAGCCACAGUCAUCUCCAAUAAGUUAUUCCAUAAUGGAUGCCCCAGGCAGAUUGAAUUAUAGUAGCAGUACUGGCAGUUCUUCAAAAACAAAUAGAAUCAAUAGUUCACAAUACUCCACAACCCAAAAUUCUAGUUUUAGACACUAUCAAAGUGGAAACAACAUUGAAUCAGACUAUCAUGUCCGAGCUAAAAGUAGUUCUAGCACAGACACUGGGUACUCCAGUAGUAGUUCCCAAAAUGGCCCAGAUUGUGGUGUUGUAGUGCCAAGGCGACAAAGUCCUUCUCAGGUAGCACCACAAACUUCCCCUCUAGAUCAUGGGUCAAGUCCUGCCUAUCCCUUGUAUCAUAGUCCUAUGAACUCCAUCAAUUCUCCUCAACCACACAGUGAUCACUAUAACAAAGUUAAUAAUACUGCUCCUAGAUCUCCUCUAGAUGCAUCAGUGACACGGUCGCCAUCUCAAAAUAGCCAAGUAGCAUAUCCUUCUGUUAUAACUAGGGCUUUAGGUCUUGAACAAAAUAAAACCUAUAGUGAAAGCAGCAGAUAUGAACGAAAUCAAACUCAGUCAUCUGGUCAAACUUGUUGGGAAGGUGACAGACUAGGGUCUAGAAAAUAUUCUAGUAAUAGCAGUAGUAAUAGUUACAAUAAUGGUUUAUCAGAAAGUAAUACUCAUAAUGAUGAGUCUGUUCCUCAGAGUCAAUCUUCCAGUAGGGUGCUAAGUUUGCCAGAUAAACAGAACUAUUUUGAUGGUAAUAAUGUAGCUUUACAAGAUCUUUCUAGUUGUCGAGGUGAUCCCAUGAGUAUAGUAAAAAACUUGCAAAGUUUGCAACAAAGUUGUCAAUUACAAGAAGUCAAAUCAGGCAAAAGUCAACCUCCAGUGACAGUUCCAACAUCUACUAACAAAAUACCAUCAAGAAGAAAGAGUGUAGAAAAACCAGUUCCCCAUACAAAUAUGAAUGAAUUGUCUAAUGUUGUAAUGGCUGAUUAUUUGGCAAAUAGAAUUCCUCCACCUGCACAUAGUUCAACUAGCAGUCAACAGCAAAAUGGUAGUUAUUUUGAUUUUGAAAGGUGGAAUCUUCCACCUCCUCCUCCAAAAAUGUUCCCUGGUACAUCUGCAUUUGGCUCACAAGCCCCAUUACAUGCCACAAAUUUUGCUAAUCAACACCAAGCACUCGCUAUGCCUCAUGGCCAUGCUUUGACAUACUUCCCGCCUUUCCACCUAGGUCCUCACCCUGAUUUCCAAUCUUCUGUGGAGUUGACACCUCUGUCGUCAUUUAGUGAAACUCCACCUUCGGCUUCCUCGUCAUCUUUUUCGACUCCUGAAACACGUGAAGAGGAACAGCCUAAGGUGGUAGUACCUAAUAUAGAGGAAGAACUUGGUUUCCUUGCAGAACAACGGGCAAAUACUGCAUCGUCGGUAGCACCCUCUUCACAGCAGCAGAACAUUAACAGCACUUCACAAGACGCUACUUCAAAAAUAAUGGAUAAAAAAUUUAAUGUUCCUGUCACGGGCCCCGGUUCAGGUUUCAUGGCUUCUUACUUGAAAUUUUUACAAGGAGAGCGUGAUACUUCACCUCCGCCGGCCGGCAGGGGCGCCAGAAAAUCUACGUGGUCGAGAACUAAUACUAAUAAUACUACAAAUAGUAAGCCUUACACACCGAAUGACCAUAAUAAAAGUCAAUGUGAAACAAAUUCCUCACAGCAGAGUGCCAAUGGAGCCAUGGCGUCGACAAACGUGAUAAACGCAGGUAUGUCACUGAGUAAUCCCGUCAUGAGCUCCUCGGCGAGUAUGGGUGCGACAGGCUUGUUGGGUGCUAAUCAAAUACAUGGCGCAUCGUCGAGUCUUCUCUCCUCUCAAACAAAAGAGUUAGACGAUCCCCGUUAUUAUAACUUGAAUAAAGAGAGAAAACGUAAAUAUGACGGCAGCGAGGAAACUGCGUAUGAUGCAGAGGAGGAAGCGAGAAGACUCAACAAGCCGGUGCUCAAUGUGCCUAGUACACCUCUUAACGAUAAAGGAAAGAAUAAGGGGCGAACAAAUAUGAGUAAGCCCACGCCAUCGGCUGUGGUGGCGCCUCAGCCGGCCGCGCCUAAGAAGCCACGACCUCCUGCGCCGCCGCCCGUGACGUCGCUGCAGGCAGCGCCACAGCAACAAUACUAUUAUCAACAUCAGCCCGACGAAGUUACAGCUCAUGGGGCUAACAUGGGUUAUGGGCUAUAUGGAACAACAGAUAACGACAAUAAGGCGAACAGAAAUAUGCAACACAAUAUAAAAUCUCACCAUCAAGUUUCCAGUAGUGGGCAAGUAGACAAUACCCGACCAAUAGAAGAAAUGCCCUAUCAGUCUGGGGAAUUCAUAGCAAUAAAAGCUGAAUUGAAUGAAAUGUGGCCAGCAAUUUGGAGGGUUGAUGGCAAGACAUUACUACAAAAAUACGAACCUUUUGAAGAAAAUGGAAAAGUUUUAUAUCGUAAUAUAUCUACAUACACCGUAUGGAACCCAGAAAAUAAAAAACUAUAUACGCAAGUCCCAGUUAAAGUAAGGUCCCAGACACAUUUGGAGACAAUCGUCGAGUUAGUUAGAAGCGAACUUCCAGCCGAUGAUUGCGGUUUCAUCGAGAAAAGGAUGCUGGAGACUCAAAUGUAUCAGGAGAACUUUGAAGUCUACAUUCAAACAUUAAUAUCACACGCCUUAGAUCCUAAUUUUCUAACAGAAAUAUUUCAAGAACAAGACGAGUACUUCCUGUCCAACGUGAAGACGGUGGACGAGGUGACGGAGAGCAUGCGGGCGCGCGUGUCGGGCGGCGGCGCGGCGCCCGGCGCCCGCGCGCUGGACGCGGCGGCCGCCACGUGGCCCGGGCUCAGCGUGGCGGCCGGCGCCGGCGUGUGCCGCGCCUGCGCCCGCGCCGCCGUCGCGCGCCUGCUGCUGUACGGCCAGCCCUACAACCCCGCCACGCUCGAGCCCGUGCAGCCCGACGCCAGGCUCGCUUAUGAAAAGGAGUUCCUCGUGUGUACGACGUGUUGCAGUCGAGUUCAGCUGUAUUCGAGGAUAUCUCAUCAGAAGUAUCUAAUGUAUGCGGAAUGCAGUAAACGAGUCGCUGAGAAGAGAAUGCAAAACCCCAGUAAAGACACUACGGUGAUUCUGAACGAAUUGUUGGCGGACGAAGUAUGGUUGUCGCAGCUGUUCCGCGACGUGCGGCACUCGUGGGCGGAGGCGGAGGCGUGGGAGCGCAAGCUGCGCCACGCGAUGUCGCGGCAGAUGAUAUAACGCCGACCCCUGUGCAGCCCUUAGUAAAUAUCUUGUAAGGACAAUAUUUUCAUUUCAUUUUUAUACAUGUGAAAAAUGUGCUAUAUGUAUUUCAUUGAUUUUGUAACACUUUACAAUGUAACAAAUUAAACCUUCAUAUAUAUUUUCUGGUUUCAAACAUACCUCUUAUAUUGUUAAUAUGGUAUUGUAUCAAAUUGGCUGUUACUUAGUAUUUAUCUCAAAUACUCUGGUGCCAUUUAUUGCUUGCUUUUCAUGUAAUUUGUCAGUUGGCAUUUACUGUAAUGUACUGGAAUCGUAAUUCUUCGUUCAUAAUUAUUUCUCUGCUCAUAUAAAUUAUUGUAAUAGAUUGUCAUAAACCGAAGGCGGCCUUAGCUUACGAACAUAUCAAUUAUGGGUUACCCUAAUUGACCUGUAGCAGUUAUUGAAACGAAAUGUUGGUAGCUCCCGAUAUUUGCUAAGUCAUUACACUUACUGGUUUUAGGUUACGCUAGGAUUCCCAUAAGACUGGGUUAUGCGCCUCUUACAUUGAGUGUGAUGUUAUACCAUAGGUACAUAAAUAAGAAAGAGGAGUGUGUCCUCAAAGCUACUAAAAUACAAUAACGGCAGCAAUAUCUUAUAAAAAAUAAAGACAAACAUGUAAUGCGUUAUCGAACUUAAAUAAAUUGUAAGUACAUAAUAUACAAGUUGCAAAAGUACAGCUGGCAUCUAUUUACUACGCUAUGUAAAGGUCGUCAAAGCCGUCAACCUAUAGUCUUCUCAGUCUAAUUUAAACGUACUUCAUAACUGGCGCGCAAUUUCUGUAAUAAAAUAUGUAAAUCGUCGUUCUAGUUUCGUUUGGAAGCAAUGGAGUAAAAUUAAUUUUCGGAAUUUUUUUAUGUAAUUAAUUGUAUUUUUGGUUCAAUAAGAUUUAUAAACAUAAUUAUUUGUGAUAUUCUCUUUAUUUUAGGGCCUAAUUACUGUAAACUGUAAAACAUAACAGUACGUAAACUCAUUUUGUAUCAACUUUUACCUGCAGAAAUUACAUAAACUACCAAUUAUGAUUUUUAUUGAAUUAAACACUCAUGAUAAUAAUUAUGCAUGAACAGAGUAUACAAAUUCGCUUAUGUAAAUUGAAUUCUAAACUCGAUAAAGGUUGUAUCUUUGUAGUCGCUUUUAUAUACAACAUGUCUAGCAGUAUUCAUGUCGAUUCUCGUUUAUAUGAAUGAAACGUUGGCAUGAAAUAAAAUGCGCCCCUCUUAUAAGCUGGAAUAGCGGUCACUUCGUCCCAUACGACAUAUUGUGUCCCUAUAUUUCGUUUACAAAUGACCUAAUAGUAAGCCGUGCUCAUUUUGUAAGAAACACAUACGUAGAACCUGCCAAUUAAUGUGCAGUAAAUCGACAUGCAUGCAGUUCGACAUUUAUAUGAAAUAAGUAGAUCUGACUUCCAAACUGCUACCACAAAGAUUCAGAGAUAUACAGCUAUAAAUAUAAAUUUAAAUAUUUUACUAUUACGCAGCAGCUCCACAAUUAAUGACUAUGAUAUUCUAUUAUAUUUAAAUUAUUUUUUUUCGGUGAAACGCAAUUAAAAAUUGCUUAAUACAUUGUGUCAUCAAUCACAGUCUCAAUGAUCUCACCCUAUGUUAUCUUUACGGGCAAUUAUGGACAAUAUUUUAUGGCUUAGUUAAUCUGCAGUCCGUUGUGACGCCAAAUUAUAAGUAACACAUUCCCUGGAGCGAUAAUUAAAUUCUUUUUUUGUAUAAAUACCCUCAUAUUUUAAGUGAUUACAACUUGGCACGACUGGUGUUAUCUGCCCUAUAAUUUAUAUUAUAAAUGAACAAAUGUGACGAUAUUAUAUUUCUAUUUUUAAAUAUAAGUACACUAUGAAAAGAUAUUUUGUAUAAUUGCUUUAGGUUGUAUAGGUUUUUAAUAAUACGACUACGCCAAUGUAGUUUUAUAGUAGGUAUAUAGCAUUGUAAAAAUAACAGGUUCUGUCUGGUAAUUAAAGUUAAAGAGAACUUUAUUUAUUUUGUUCAGAUUGGACAGGUAUAGGUCUAUUUGUUUUUUAAAUACCAUUUCUUACUGUAAGACAUAAAGGCAAUUUUAUCAAAUAAAACCUAUUACUAGCAA